Brugia malayi is the source of this 828-nucleotide messenger RNA. NCBI's taxonomy places the organism in Eukaryota, Metazoa, Nematoda, Chromadorea, Rhabditida, Onchocercidae. The record is from the annotation of a RefSeq genome assembly.
CGCUUCAGUGGUGGAGUAAAAAGUACUUUUUCUGACAAAAAAAAAAAGUUAGAUCAAUCGCUUUUGGAUGAAUUAGAGGAAUUGGUCAUUAGUAAGGAUAUUGGUCAUAAAACUUGCAAGUUGAUUAUUGAUAGGUUUGCAAGAUCAAAUUUGAUAAAGAAGUUGAGCAUAAUAUUAUUAUCACACAGCAGCUAAUGAACGAAGUAGAAACGAUAAAUUUUAGACAAAAAACCACAUAUAAUAAUGGUGGUAUGUGUAGUGGUGAUGGUAAUGGUAAAGUCAAUCACAGCUAUUGCUAAUGCUUGCGUAUAGAUAUAAGAUUAAUCCGUGAUGCUCGUUACGUAUGACACGUCUAGGGCUGCUGCUAGUGACAGUUAAACAUGUGGACAGGACGUUCUGAUUGCUUUGUUGUUAUUUGAGAGUACGGUAAACGAUUCUGCAAGUGUGGCGUGUAGAGCAGUAAGUUAAGCUAAAAAGAUAGCAUAGAUGUUGUUCUGAUUGACUGAUAGAGCAGGCAGGCUGCAGAGUAAUGUUAAUGUUAUGGAGGACUUAUCAAAGAUAUAUAGAACGAUAAAGAACUUGGAUGGCACUGCUCCUCAUAAUUUAUUUUGGUUCUCGAUGCGAUUACCGCUCAAAAUGUUUGUAGCUAAUUAGAGGCAUUUAGUAAAAUGGUUAGUUAGUUACAGGAUUAAUUAUUAUAACAAAGCUAGAUGGUACUGCUAAGGGAGGAGUGGUGAUUGGACUUGUAGAAAGUUAUAAAGUUACAUGCUGUAGAAAGGUGAGGACUUGAGGGAGUUCACUAGCAAAGAAUUUCCUAAAGUGCUAUUG